GUGCGGAGGCCAGGCCGGCUGGCGGAAGGCGUGGGUCCCGCACUUGCAGCCGCUGCGGGCCGAGGGACCAUGGAAGCCGAGCCGGGCCCCGAGCGCCACGGCCGGGGUCGGGCGCCCGAGGACGGCGCGCGGGCCCUGGCGGAGUUCGCGGCGCUGCACGGCCCGGCGCUGCGGGCCUCGGGCGUGCCGGAGCGGUACUGGGGCCGCCUCCUGCACAAGUUGGAGCACGAGGUUUUUGACGCCGGGGAGAUGUUUGGGAUAAUGCAAGUGGAGGAGGUGGAAGAAGAUGCCAUUGAGGACGAGGCCGCGGGGGAGGCCCCGAGGAGGCGGCCCAACCCGGGCGGGGAGCUGUGCUACAAGGUCAUCGUGACCAACGAGAGCGGGCUGCGGGCCGCAGACCCCAACAGCGUCUUCCUCAUCGACCACGCCUGGACGUGCCGCGCGGAGCAUGCGCGCCAGCAGCUGCAGCAGGUGCCCGGGCUGCUGCACCGCAUGGCCAACCUGAUGGGCGUGGCGUUCCACGGCGAGCUCCCGGGCGAGGAGGCCGUGGCCCUGGUGCUGGAGGAGAUGUGGAAGUUCAACCAGACCUACCAGCUGGCCCACGGGACCGCAGAGGAGCGCGUGCCCGUGUGGUACGUCAUGGAUGAGUUUGGCGCCCGGAUCCAGCACGCGGACGAGCCCAGCUUCGCCACCGCGCCCUUCUUCUACGCACCCCAGCAAGUGGCCUACACCCUGCUGUGGCCCCUGCGGGACCUGGACACGGGCGAGGAGGUGACGCGGGACUUUGCCUACGGAGAGGCAGACCCUCUGAUCCGGAGAUGCAGGCUGCUGCCCUGGGCCCCCCUCGACUUGCGGGACCUCAGCUCCUCCACGCCCGAGCCUCCCGCCGAGUACUACCAGGCCAUUUUGGAGGAAAACAAGGAGAAACUGCCGCUCCCCACCAGUCCCGCGGCGUAUCCCCACGACCACAUCUUCAAGGUGCACACGGACGUGCAGCAGGUGCUCAGCCACCUCACCCACCCGCGCUUCGCCCUCACCCCGGACGAGGCCGACGCCGACAUCCUCUUCAACUUCUCUCACUUCAAGGACUACAGGAGGCUCAGCCAGGAGCGGCCGCGCGUGCUGGUGAGCCAGUUCCCCUGCGAGAACCUGCUGACCGUGAAGGACUGCCUGGCCUCGGUCGCACGCCGCGCGGGGGGGCCCGAGGGGCCCCCCUGGCUGCCCCGCACCUUCAACCUGCGCACAGAGCUACCCCAGUUCGUCAGCUAUUUCCAGCAGCGGGAGAGGCGGGGCGAGGACAACCACUGGAUCUGCAAGCCCUGGAACCUGGCCCGCAGCUUGGACACGCACAUCACCACCAGCCUCCACAGCAUCAUCCGGCACCGGGAGAGCACCCCCAAGGUUGUGUCCAAGUACAUCGAGAACCCCGUCCUGUUCCUGCGGGAGGACGUGGGCAGCGUCAAGUUCGACCUCCGCUACGUGGUGCUGCUGCGCUCCGUCUCGCCGCUCCGGGUGUUCGUGUACGACGUCUUCUGGCUGCGGUUCUCCAACCGGCCCUUCGCGCUCAGCGACCUGGACGACUAUGAGAAGCACUUCACGGUCAUGAACUACGACCCGGAUGUGGUCCUGAAGCAGGUGCAUCACGACGAGUUCAUUCCUCUGUUUGAGAAGCAGUACCCGGAGUUCGCCUGGAGCGGGGUCCAGGCCGAGAUCUUCCGGGCCUUCACCGAGCUCUUCCGGGCCGUGUGCGCCAAGCCGCCCCCCCUGGGCCUGUGUGACUACCCCUCGUCCCGGGCCCUGUACGCCGUCGACCUCAUGCUCAAGUGGGACAGCCGUCCCGAUGGGAAGCGCGUGAUGCAGCCGCAGAUCCUGGAGGUGAACUUCAACCCCGACUGCGAGCGGGCCUGCCGCUACCACCCCACCUUCUUCAACGACGUCUUCAGCACCCUGUUCCUCGACCAGCCCGAGGGCUGCCACGUCACCCGCCUCCUCUAGCCCCGCCCCUUCCCCCUGGUCACACCAAGCGCGCCACCCACCCCUGGGGGGGGGGCGUCUUCAGGGCUGGGCAUCGCAGCCGCCUCUGCAGACUCCGCCUCCGCCGGGAGCGUCAUUAUUUUUUUAAUAAUUUUAUCGUUGCCGUUAGAGGAGUCCGCGGGGCUUUAUUCCCGGCAUCUGAAGCGUGGUUGCGAGCCUGCCGUGUUCCCAGAGGGGCCAAGGGAACCCCCUCCCCUCGGUACAUUUGGGGACCCUGCGCCGCACGCCCAGCCAUGCUCCACCAGAAACUUUGGCAAGCAGGACUGGGGUGCUGAGGACCGGGUGCCGCUCCCAUCUUCCGGGGAGCCGGCUGCAGCCUCCCUCCUUGCGGGGGGGGGGGGGGGCCCUCACCAUCCCGGUCCCCGCGCCUCUGACAGGCCGGCUGUGUGGGCUGCGGGGCUGCGGGGCCCCGGGGCGAGCGCGUCCCCGGAGCUGCCUUCCAGCAUGGCGGCUGCCAGGCGCGGGGCUUUCCGAGGGCGGGAGAUGUAAAAUCUAGUUUUUGCUAGUUUCGUUUGUGCCGUUGUCUUUGUGUGGCCGCGGUGGGUCCCGCUCUGGCUCCGGGACCCCUGAUCUGCGCACACAGACCCCCAAAGCAAUCUCCCAGGCAGG
This is a messenger RNA of Perognathus longimembris pacificus (Pacific pocket mouse), 2643 nucleotides long. It is a transcript of the gene Ttll12, whose product is annotated as tubulin tyrosine ligase like 12. The record is from RefSeq and is a predicted model, not a curated record. NCBI's taxonomy places the organism in Eukaryota, Metazoa, Chordata, Mammalia, Rodentia, Heteromyidae. The transcript is spliced from 14 exons. Gene Ontology annotation, biological process: protein modification process. Bases 70 to 1995 code for a protein of 641 amino acids.